AUGUAGAAUGUGAAAUACAGCACACACAAAAUAAGAUUUCGAAGAGUAAUAAUCAUAAAACGUUCAUCUUUCUUCACAAGCGUGUUGGCUUGCCUCAUUGGAAGUGUAAAACCCUAACUCCAUUUCCUCGGCCAAUCUGAUGCUAAAACCCUACGAAACAUUUUCCCUCGCAACCUAAGAGGAGCGCUCAAAACUGCAUAUUCAAGAUUCAAAAUUCACUCUCUUUCGAGGCUUCAACUAUUCUCCGCCCAAUUUGAUUGAUUUGUCAUGGAAAAGGACACCUCUUUUCUGUUCUCCGGUAUCACUUUCAAUCGCAAAAAGUUCGCUCGUGAUUUUGCCAGAUUUCAGGAACAGAAGGGGGUUGAUUGCGCCACAGAUGAACCAGCUUUGCUCGAAAAUGCGGAUCCUGUAAGCGAGGAAGUGGUGACGGUGCGUGCUGAUAAGAAGAGGAAGAGAAAAGCAGCUUCGGAUCCAGUUGAAGGGUUUAGUGUGUUCAAAAGUUCAAAAUCAAAAAAAGCAGUGGAUCAAGUGGAUGAAAACAACGAAGACAAACUUCUGCUUGGGAAGAAGGAAUAUCAUCGGCAAUUGGAGAGGGAUGCUCUUUUCCGAAAGAAACAUAACAUUCAUGUUUCUGGGAGUAAUAUCCCAUCACCCCUUCAGAGCUUCACAGAGUUGAAAUUGAGGCAUAGCUGCAAAUCAUACUUAUUACGCAAUCUGGCAGAACUGGGUUUUAAAGAGCCAACACCAAUCCAAAGGCAGGCUAUUCCAGUCUUGUUAUCUGGAAGGGAGUGCUUUGCUUGUGCACCUACUGGUUCUGGGAAAACUUUUGCAUUUGUCUGCCCAAUUCUUAUGAAACUUGAGCGUGCUUCAAAGGAUGGCAUUCGGGCAGUGAUCCUUUGCCCAACACGCGAAUUAGCAGCUCAGACAACUCGAGAAUGCAAGAAGUUGGUUAAAGGAAAGAAGUUUUACAUCAAGCUUAUGACCAAGCAGCUCGCUAAAAGUGCUGAUUUUUCAAAGCAGCCUUGUGACAUUCUCAUAUCCACGCCUUUCAGGGUGCAGUUUGCAGUUCGCAAAAGAAAGCUUGAUUUGAGCAAGGUCGAAUUUCUUGUCCUGGAUGAAGCUGACAAGCUUUUUGAAUUAGGUUUGGUGAAGCAGGUUGAUGCAGUGGUCAAAGCAUGCUCAAAUCCUUCAAUCGUGCGCUCUCUAUUCAGUGCUACUUUGCCUGAUACUGUUGAAGAGCUUGCCCGCACAAUUAUGCAUGAUGCAGUCCGAAUAAUUAUUGGCCGAAAAAAUUCUGCUUCUGAAACAAUUAAGCAAAAGCUCGUGUUUGUAGGAAGUGAGGAAGGCAAGCUUCUUGCUCUUCGUCAAAGCUUUGCAGAGAGUUUGAAUCCCCCGGUGCUAAUUUUUGUACAAAACAAGGAGCGAGCUAAAGAACUCUAUAAUGAACUGAGAUAUGAUGAUAUUAGAGCUGAUGUCAUACAUGCUGAUCUUUCAGAAGUACAGAGAGAAAAUGCUGUUAAUAAUUUUCGAUCGGGGAAAACAUGGGUAUUGGUUGCCACUGAUGUUAUUGCUCGCGGCAUGGACUUUAAAGGCGUCAAUUGUGUAAUCAACUAUGAUUUUCCAGAUUCUAUGGCUGCAUAUGUUCAUAGGAUUGGCCGUUCUGGCAGGGCUGGGAGGAGCGGAGAGGCAAUAACGUUGUAUACUGAAGCCGACGUGCCUUAUCUACGGAACAUAGCGAAUGUAAUGGCAUCUUCGGGUUGCGAGGUGCCUGCUUGGAUCAUGUCCUUAGCCAAGAAAAAAUGGAGGAAGUACAGGCCUCAAAGGGAAGCCAUUUCUACCAAACAUCAAGAUUAAUACCAAUAGAUACUAAGAUACGGCCUCCUUGUUUUGUUUGUAAUUUUCAUGCGAAUCGCAUAACAUACUUUUCUUUGUGUGCCUAAUUUGAGAUACCUUCCUAACUUUCUUUGAUUUCUUCUCCCCUCUGCGUUUUCAGUUAUCUGUAAUAUUGGAUUGAAAAUGGAAACAGAUGAUUUUUACCUAAUUUCCAUUAUUUAUACUACUAUUGUUUACAAUUAUAAAA
Messenger RNA from Salvia miltiorrhiza (redroot sage), 2080 nucleotides. RefSeq names its product DEAD-box ATP-dependent RNA helicase 57. Gene Ontology annotation, biological process: maturation of SSU-rRNA. The record is from RefSeq and is a predicted model, not a curated record. NCBI's taxonomy places the organism in Eukaryota, Viridiplantae, Streptophyta, Magnoliopsida, Lamiales, Lamiaceae. The transcript is spliced from 12 exons. The coding region runs from base 268 to 1854 and encodes 528 amino acids. Gene Ontology annotation, molecular function: nucleic acid binding; RNA helicase activity; ATP binding.